CCUGAAGCCAGCAUGAGCAGUCCCGCUCCGAGCUGCUGUCUGCCUACCUGUCUGUCUGUAGUGGGAGAUUACAGGUUGAUGGUGGAUAAAAAGCGUUAGUAGCGUUAUGCAGAUAACCCUGCCCAGGCUCCGAUCGUGAAAUCCGCGGACGGCUGGUUUCUGGCUGCGGGGCUCCGCGAGCACCGGAUGCUCCGUGAGCACUGUUAGCAUCUUAGCAGCUGCAGCCCUGAGUGAUCAGCAACAUGACCUCAGCAUCCACUAAAGUGGGGGAGAUCUUCUCUGCAGCAGGAGCUGCCUUCACCAAACUAGGAGAACUCACCAUGCAGCUUCACCCAGUGGCAGAGUCCAGUCCCGCAAGCAGUUUGACAAAGAGCGCCGUGAAGAGGAAGCUGUAUGAAGACGGAGCUCUGCCUGCUUCUUCUGACAGUCCAAAGAAGGUCAUCAAGAAAUCCACCGCUGCUGUUUCCAGGGCAACGCAGGGUGCUCCAGCUGUUAUGUCUGCGUCCACAGCUCAGGUUGUCAUGGCAGCAGGACUACAGAGUCCCCCCUCCAGCCAGCCCCCUGUGAAGAAACAGAAGACCGCCGGUGAGCCCCGCAGCAGAGACUCACGUCUACAUAAGAGAGAUGUGACCCUCAGCGCUUUGAAUGACUCGGAUGUGAACAGUGAUCUUGUGGACAUCGAGGGACUUGGUGAGGGAUCAAACUCCAAAAACCUCAACAACUUUGAUCAAGAUACUCUGAACCUGGACUCCAGCCUCAUCAUGAACCCCAGUGACCUGCCUCUGCUAUCCCGCUGACCUUUCACCUCCCCCGAAUGAUGGACAAGCACUUAAAAUAAUUUGUGAUAAUCUGGACUCGUGUCUGAAGCCAGAUGAUGUUGAGCUCUCAGAUUAAAGCAAACAGCACUCGGUUAUGUCGGGUGAAGCAGGACAAGCUGGGCAUUAAUGUGUGACCUUUGGGGUUUUUUUUACUGCGAGAAUUUUUCAGCUCAUUUUGUCUCCUUAUUAACCUCUGCUUGGAGAAACACUCGGAAUAUCACAUUUUAUAAGCAGGGGGAGAAAACUCUUAAUUAUUAUUUUUUAAUUCUUUUUAGAGACGACAGGAAAAAGCCUGCGCUGAUGAGAAAACUUUUGCAAAAAUGUAAAAGUAGAUAUAUUUCUACUUCAGACUCUGCAAGUGUUAACAACAUGGGCUGGCUGCAGCUCCUACCUACCAAUCGGGGAAGGUUGGUGGUUUAAUCCCUGGCUGCUCCGGUCUGCAUGUCAAAGCAUCCUUGGGAAAGAUACUGAACCCCGAGUUGCUCCCGAUGCAUUCAUUAGUGAAUUUUAGAUAGGAAGCACUUAGGCGUAGCAAGCAGAGCGUGUGUGAGUGAGACACGCUGUAGCAAGUAUUCAAGUAGGAAGGCCUUGUAUAUGAACCAGUCCAUUUACCAAAAGUUAAAGCAGUACAGACAUUUGCAGAAAUAUAAAACUUUUUUUGUAUAUUUUCAGAGUGAGGUGUCCAAACCCUUUGUUGCAGGUUCGGUUACACACUCAAUUUGUUUCAUUCAAGUCAAACUCAAUCCAGAUUACUAGCAAGUGGUUGUUAAUCUCAUUUAAGGCCCGGCAUCCUGAGAAAUCCACUUAAUCUCCUCAUUCUGUUCAGGUAUCAAUGUGAUUGUCAUGGGUAAAACCUUUGAGUUUACAGGAAGUGUGGCAAUAAUGAAAUUAUUAAACACUUCACGGUCAGCUCACUGGGAUUUUUCUUUGUGGAGCCUUCAAACACAGUUUGUCCGGUUGUGAAUAAAAUGGAAUCAGCAAACUGAGAUGAUGUGAAUGACUUCAAAUGUUACAUUUCUCCAGUAUCUCCACAUCGAGCUCCUACAGAAACAUCCCAGAUGGGCUCAUAAGUCUGGAAGUUGAAAUGAUUCCUUUAUUUUUUCUUGUGUAUAGAAACUGUCGGUUUAGCUUCAUGUAGAUCUGACAUUAAACUACAGUUUUCAGAGCUGUUA
Archocentrus centrarchus (flier cichlid) is the source of this 1990-nucleotide messenger RNA. RefSeq names its product chromatin complexes subunit BAP18-like. The record is from RefSeq and is a predicted model, not a curated record. Gene Ontology annotation, cellular component: NURF complex; MLL1 complex. Lineage: Eukaryota; Metazoa; Chordata; Actinopteri; Cichliformes; Cichlidae. The transcript has 5 exons. Bases 243 to 797 code for a protein of 184 amino acids.